CUUCGCGCUCGACGGUCUCGCAUACGGUAAACGUGGUGUGAGCGGAAACAUUGUGGAAGCAUCAUGCUCAAGACGGUCGCUUUCCUCUGUGCCGCGCUGGCGUGUAGCCACGCGGUGGUUCUCAGCGGUUACAACGGCGGCCAUGGCCUGUCCUACGGUGAUUACAGCGAUCUCGAUGCAUACAUUGGAUCCGCCGGAUACAAAGUUCUGCCGACGGUCGCGGUUCCGAUACACGCGGUAUCCGCUGCGCCGUUACACGUGGACGCAUCUCUGGAUGCAUCUCUGAACGCUCAUGAACUACACGACUACAAACAUCACACCGAUCAAGAUCACGAUUAUUACUCACACCCGAAGUACACCUUCAAUUACGGCGUUCAUGAUCCUCAUACCGGUGACGUGAAAACCCAGCAUGAGGUGCGGGACGGCGAUGUUGUUCACGGCUCGUACAGCGUGAACGAACCCGACGGAAGUGUACGCAUCGUCGAAUAUACCGCGGACGAUCACAACGGAUUCAAUGCCGUCGUCAAGAAAGUCGGACCGGCGAUACAUCCAAAACCGGUGCCGAUUGUCAAGUACGUCUCACCGGCGCACUUUAACAGCUAUGACUACGAGAAGCAUUAUUAGCUCAGCCAUCGCAUCGUGUAAAUAGCAACGAAUCGGGCGUUUCGCUAAGAAGCAUUAGUCGCGCGGCAAUCAGUCUGCUAGUCAAUGUGACAGCGAAAUAUGUUUACAAGUUCAAACCUCCAGGUGGAUUCAAUUGAUCAUUGGCCGUCAGCAAUAAACAGAAAAACUGAGGUCACUUUUACGUACAAAGAGUUUUCAUGUAAAACUCUAAAAUUAGAUUAUAGGAGGGUUUAGGAUUAUACAUGUUUAAUAUACUGCGAUAAAUAUAUAAGUUUAUUGAAAUUACCGAGGAAUAUUGAUUCAUUUCCUGACACAAAAAAAUGUCUGAUAUUAUUUUUAUUACAGAUACUCCAGACCAAAAGUUUGAAAGUACUUUUU
Molecule: messenger RNA, 1002 nt
Organism: Acromyrmex echinatior (Panamanian leafcutter ant)
Lineage: Eukaryota; Metazoa; Arthropoda; Insecta; Hymenoptera; Formicidae
Gene: CPR6
Product: cuticular protein 6
Cellular component (GO): extracellular matrix
Source: RefSeq, a predicted model, not a curated record